AUGUCCAGCAAUCGGUGUGAACUGUGCGGGGCUCCAUUUCAAGGCGGAGAUGAGCACUAUCUCCCAUGCAAGCACGUUUGCCACAAGACUUGUGCUGAAGAGAUGCACCAUUUCCUCGGUGAUGACAACCCCUGUGGCUGUCGUCGGGCCUCAAGCACAGAAUUGGAGCUUCGAGAAUCAGGCAUUGCCUCAAUACGUGGCCAACCUUCUCGGUCAGUGAAGUUGCUCUUGGAGCUCGUCAAAUCGAAACAGCCUUCGGAGGUACCCGCACGAGCUUAUGUUGCACUGGCCACUGCUUACACCUCGGGCCAGGGUGUGCAGAAGGAUCCGGACAUAGCAAAGAAAUUCUGCAGCUUAGCUCGAGAGAGGUUGGAGCAGGACAAAGAAGAUGACUCCAAUCGUGCAAAAGAAGGGAAUGCAGCACGCCAACAAUCCAGUCAAUUUGGCAGGAGAGGGUACUUACAAGAGCGAGAUCGAGGCAGUUGCCGCAGUCGGUCGCGGUCUCUUGCAAGGAGGAGAGAAGGUCGACGAGAAAGGCAUGCUUCUUGCAGUCUUCCACGUAAGAGCGGGUCGACGAGAACGGUCAGCCAGGCAGACGUACAAAGGCGCCUCCGCGACUUUCGAAAGAUCCCUGAUAUCCGAGAUGUUCGGGCUUCGGCGGCUUCUAGACGAUCUCGAUCACGGACGCCUCGAGAAAGGGUGAGACAAGGGACGCGGCCAAAAGCAAGGGCCAAAGCAAGAUCGAAUGAACGACGAGAUCGCAGUGACAGCCGAUCACCGCGUCCUCGCCCAAAGAAUGCAGAAGAAGGAACAAGUCAAAGGCGCCGUGAGCGGGUGGCCUCUUCCUCAUCAACCCCGAGGAGGACCAAAGCACGAGCGGAUGGACGACGAAUUGACAGCCGAUCACCGCCUCCUCGGCCAAAGCAUGCAGGAGAAGGACGCCGUCAAGCACGAUCCGCUUCCCUGUCUCCUGCAAAGACUGAGGCAAGACCCAAAACGAGAGCGCGGCCAUUGUCUGCAGCGCCAAAAGCUGCAUCAGGACGAUCCGCUUCCCUGUCUCCUGCAAAGACUGAGGCAAGACCCAAAACGAGAGCGCGGCCAUUGUCUGCAGCGCCAAAAGCUGCAUCAGGAUCUAAAGGCGGGGACUUGCCAGCGAAGAGGAUCUUGAGGAGACUCACGCAGAAAGGUGCAGCUAGUAUUGGGGAGCAUCGCCAAGGCUUUGAUCCGGAAGAGCUGAAGAGUGAGCAGUGUCCGAUUGACAUGGAAAGACCGACAGUGAAUCGGACUGAAAGGAAGAGGAAAAGAAGGCGAAUCGAAGCUCCAAAACCGAAACGGAAAGCUGAAGGAUUCGAAAGAUGUGAGCACGAGACUUCACUGGAAGAGAUGCCGAGGCGAGCCUCAUACUGGAGGCCACCGGCAUUGACGCAGCACCACGACAAGAGCAAUUCGCAGCCAGCCCCGGAGAUGACGCCAACAGAGCCAGCCUGCGAGUCCCAGAUAAGCAGUGAGCUGUCGGCUCCAACACCUCCACAUCCUACCCCCACACCAGCUACGACUACUUUGAGUGAACCACCUGAGGAGGCUCAGCUCUUCCGACCCCCAAAGAGCAAGUCAAGCAAAGCCAGAAAGCUGCCGCCGCCGCCUCCGCGCAAAGAGGUUGUGGAAUCCGCGCUCAAGCAAUCACCGCGGCCAAGUGGAGCGCAGGCAUCGCAAGAGCUGCCGGUCACCUUGCAGGCACCAGAGGAGAGUGCGCUACCUCCAAAGCCUGCCGCUCAACCGAAGAGUGAAGUUGUGCCGCCAACUUCAACGAAAGAACCUCGAAUAGAGGCUGCUUCAGAGGUGGACCCAGCGGCGAGCUGUCAACGCCCAUCUCCAGCUAAGCCUUUGACAGGGGCGACGACCUUGGAAGAACCUGUGGUGAAAUCCGCGCUCAAGCAAUCACCGCGGCCAAGUGGAGCGCAGGCAUCGCAAGAGCUGCCGGUCACCUUGCAGGCACCAGAGGAGAGUGCGCCACCUCCAAAGCCUGCCGCUCAACCGAAGAGUGAAGUUGUGCCGCCAACUUCAACGAAAGAACCUCGAACAGAGGCUGCUUCAGAGGUGGACCCAGCGGCGAGCUGUCAACGCCCAUCUCCAGCUAAGCCUUUGACAGGGGCGACGACCUUGGAAGAACCUGAAGCGGAACCUGCAGAUGGCAAGCAACCGAAGCCCACGUGCUCAAUAGGAAGAGUGGGACCAGCGCCGAAAGUUCCGAAGCCUAGCGCCAAGGAGGCGGCUAAAGGCGUCAAUCUGGCGCAAUCAGUGCCAGGGCCGAUGUCUUCGAGAAAAAGACUUCCGCUGCGAAAGCCAACACUGAAGGUGGAGGAAACUAUGGCCAAGUCCCCACAGCAGCCAAGCGGAAUGCAGGAAUCGAGCAAACCACGACCGAGCCUGAAGGCACCAGAGGAGAGUGCACCACCUCCAAAGCCUGCCGCUCAACCGAAGAGUGAAGUUGUGCCGCCAACUUCAACGAAAGAACCUCGAAUAGAGGCUGCUUCAGAGGUGGACUCAGCGGCGAGCUGUCAACGCCCAUCUCCAGCUAAGCCUUUGACAGGGGCGACGACCUUGGAAGAACCUGCAGCUUCAACUCCGGGUUCAUCAGAAACGAUGGUAGAGCCAGACGCCGUGGAAGCUUCAAUGGAGAGGAACUUUCGUGAAUGGCUUCUGAGCUUGGACAACAGAAGAGGCAACUUGCUCCAGUACUUUGAUGCGUUGAAGAGAGAGUUCGAAUGUGACUUUCGGCUUCUGAAGAGUGCCAUCAUCACAGACGAAAUCGAGGGGAGUUUGCUACACGCAAUUGAGCCGAGUCUAUGGUCGAUUUGCGGAGUGAAAUCGAUUGGACAUAAAAUGCUUUUGGCGAAGGGCAUUCACAAGCUGAAAUAG
Messenger RNA from Durusdinium trenchii, 2919 nucleotides. NCBI's taxonomy places the organism in Eukaryota, Dinophyceae, Suessiales, Symbiodiniaceae. The record is from the annotation of a GenBank genome assembly.